Molecule: messenger RNA, 825 nt
Organism: Aspergillus thermomutatus
Lineage: Eukaryota; Fungi; Ascomycota; Eurotiomycetes; Eurotiales; Aspergillaceae
Product: putative alanine--tRNA ligase
Exons: 1
Coding region: 1-825 (274 amino acids)
Biological process (GO): alanyl-tRNA aminoacylation; regulation of translational fidelity
Molecular function (GO): Ser-tRNA(Ala) deacylase activity; alanine-tRNA ligase activity; ATP binding
Source: RefSeq, a predicted model, not a curated record
AUGACCUCGACCGUUCGCACUUUUCUGGCCUUCCAGCACAAUGCCAAGCUCCACAAUCUUCAAACCAUCGUGAGGGCAAUCCACCCUUUCCCGGCCUUGGAAGAAUCGAACCGGCAGCUCUUCAAACAAGGCACCGAUGCAGAUCACGUUGUCGUCACAGAUCAGACCAUUUUCCAUCCCCAGGGCGGCGGCCAGCCGUCGGAUGAGGGCACCAUGACCAGCGCCUCGGGGGCUGCGUUCACGGUCGCAGCCGUCCGCAUGGACGCAGUGCGGGAGGGACAAGUCCUCCACUUUGGUCGGUUCACCACAGCAUCCACCGUCUUCUCCGAGGGCGACACGGUCGAACAGGCGAUCGACACUGAUAAGCGUCUGUUGUACUCGCGCCUGCACACGGCGGGCCAUGUCCUCGGCGCCGCGGUCCGGCACCUUUUGGAAAAGGAGGUGGAGGACUUCGAGGAACUCAAGGCCUCGCAUUUCCCUGACUCGGCGGCGUGCGAGUUCCAGGGCGUCAUCGAGGGGAAAUGGAAGGACCCGAUCCAGCAGAAAGUGAAUGAGUUUGUAGCGGCCAAGCUGCCUGUCGAGGUGGAAUGGUGGGAUGAGGAGGAUUUUCGAAAACGAGGACUGGAGCGAUUGCUGCCCGAUCGCAGUCUCGUCGCUCCCGGCGAGAAGUUCCGCGUUGUCAACGUCGUAGGAGCCGAAGUGUAUCCCUGUGGAGGGACUCAUGUCGAUACGACUGACUUAUGUGGGCCGACUACAGUGAGGAAGAUUACGAGGAAGGCUGGCAAGUCUAAGGUCAGCUAUACAGUAAGCGCGGGUUCUCAUUGA